GAUCGAGCCAGUCGUCGUUUGUCGCUUGACUUAACGGUUCGUAUUUACUUGCAACGCGCUUGCUCUCCCGGGUAAAACUCUGUGCCUCUUUCUCAGCGCCUAUUCAUCCGCCAUUAAAAUUGAGCGCUCUUGAGAAGUUCUAGUUGAUAAAAAAAAUUUAAAAACAGAAAAUUGAAGUGCGACAGCUAAACGGUUUAAUUAAGAAAGCACUCUCACUAGAUAAGUGCAGACACAGGAGAGCGAGCCUUUCAAUAGGAGACCACCCGUGGCUGGCUGAUUUACAGGAAGGAACAGAUAAAAGAGGAAAAGCAGCAACAUGGGUAAAGCUCAGAGCAAGCGUUCGAUCGACAUCACCACCGAUCCCAAGAAGGUCGCCGAAGGGGAUGCGGUAGCGGGAAAGGUAGAAAAGAUCGAGGAUCCCGACCAGAAGGCGGCCGCGCCGGCAGUGAAUGGUGAUGCGGCCACGCCCAAGGAGUCGGCUGGUGAGGAAGGAGCGGCCGGCGAGAAAAAGGAGUCUGAGGAGCACUCGGAGAACGAUAAAGAUCUGACCACCGAGAAGAGUACGGCCGCAGCAGGUGAGGGCGCCUCUGGAGAUGUGGCAGCGGCCGAAACGCCGAAAAGCGAUGCCUCCCCAGAGGGCUCGUCUCCCAAGGAGGCAGCCGCCGGCGAGGAUAUCUCCCCCUUGGCAGACGAGAGCAUCAAGUCCAAGUCCAAGAAGGAUAAGGUAAAAAAGAAGUGGUCCUUCCGCAGCAUCUCGUUUGGCAAGAAGGACAAACAAAAGCCAGCCAAGUCCGAGGAGCCCGUCUCCCCGACAUCGGCCACAACAUCACCGACCACGGCUGAGGCAGCAGCUCCUGCCGCCGCCGCCGAGCCAGCGGCCACAACAAACGGAGAAGCCGAGCAGCCCGCAGCAGCAGCAGAGAAUGCCAGCGGUGCGCCUGCCACUGAGACCACGUCCAAGGAUGAAGCAAAGCCCGCUGAAAAUGGUUCGGCGACCGAGAAGGAGAAACAGGCCAACGGAGAGGGGGAGAAGGCGGCGCCAUCGCCAGCAUCAACAGUCGUUGAAGCGGAAAAGCCCAAGACCGCUGAAGAACCAAUCACUGCCACUGUCACUGCCACCACCACCGAGACGAAUGUUGUUGCCGCCGCCGCAGUCGCCACCACCACCGAAGAAGCCGUCAAGGAGAGGCAGCCAGAGCCCGCCGAGGUUGUGACCAAUGGCCAUGGAGGAGCUGCAGCUGCCGGCGAGGCGCUGACCAAUGGCGAUAGCAAUGGUCUGUCCGACUCACCCGUAACUGAGGCAGCAGCAGCCGAGAACAUUCCAAGCAGCGUUGAUGUGGAGCCACACCAGAAUGGCACAAACGGUGUCUCUUCCGGCAGUGCCACGCCACCGCCCACACCCGUUGCCGUCACUGCCGCCGAGUCCUCUGAGGCCGAACAGAUCAAGAACAAGUCGCAAAUUGAGGUAAACCCCACCACCAACACAGACACCACCACCACCACUUUCAACUCCUCCAACGCACAACACAACAACAACACUGUAAAUACAAGUACAAAAACAACAACCGAAAACGAAACCGAAACCACAGAGAACACCACAACAACUACAACCACUACAAAAACCACCUAUGAGACCGAGACUGUUGUAGCAGCCGCAGAGAUAGUUCAGACCCAAACAAUCCUAACCAAUACGAUCCUCCAGGCAGCAGAAGCAGCAGAAGAAGAAGCUCAAGUCGUUGAGGCAAUCAUUCAAGCGGUUAGUAGCGAGGUGGAGGCCGAUGCCGAUGCCGAUUCCGAGGGAUUCGUUGUUGUUGACCCCGAAACCGAAACUGAAUCCAAAACUGAACCCGAAUCAGCACUUGAGUCCCCCACUGAACCAGAGACACGUGAAGCUGUUGUUCCCGUUUCCCCUGUAGCCGAAAUUCCAGUCGAUACAGAGUCUGUUUCAGAGCCCAGCUCUGAUCCUGCCACAGCCAUUGACGAUGUAGUUGUUGAGGUGCGAAACAGCAGUCCGCCACCGUUGCCCAAGUCGCCGCCACCCUCCCGUGUCUCUGCGUUUGUCCUAGCCGAGGAUGCAAUCGACGAGCCAGAACAGACGCAGACACAGGCUCAGGCACAGGCCUCACCGACUGAGGCAGAACGCUCUGAAAUUGAGAAGCAGGCCAUCAGCAUUGUGGAUGAAAUAACCGAACAGGCAGCCGAUAUUGUGACCGAAGACCAAAAAGAUAAGCUCGCAGAGGACGAACUAGAGCAGCUGGUGUCCUCCCCAGCGAUCGUCGUCGAGGAAACAAUCGAAAUCGCAUCUUCCACGUCCAUAGAUGGUAAUGAAGUGCCAGCCGAGCCGACACCAGCGGUUGAUGAUGAUGAAGAGAGCGAGCCGAGAGCGCCAGAACAGGAGCAAAUCGUUGAAUCGCAAAGCGAUGACGACAGUAUUGUCGAUAACAUCAUCAGCGAUCAGGCUGCUACGCUCAUCACUAAAAUUGGGGAACUGCCACAGGUGGAUGUCCGAGUGGACGAAGCAGAGGAAGAGAGCAACAACAAGGAUAUCGCCAAGGAUCUGAAGGAGAAGAAUGCCGCGGCAGACCAGACAACACAGGAACUGCCCGUUACAUGCGAAUAAUCCUACUCAUAAUUAUUAUAUAUAAUAUUACAUAUUAUUAAAACAGAAAACCAACAAAAAAAA
Messenger RNA from Drosophila pseudoobscura, 2683 nucleotides. RefSeq names its product A kinase anchor protein 200 (gene Akap200). The transcript has 5 exons. Bases 317 to 2620 code for a protein of 767 amino acids. The record is from RefSeq and is a predicted model, not a curated record. NCBI's taxonomy places the organism in Eukaryota, Metazoa, Arthropoda, Insecta, Diptera, Drosophilidae.